Molecule: messenger RNA, 1892 nt
Organism: Arabidopsis arenosa
Lineage: Eukaryota; Viridiplantae; Streptophyta; Magnoliopsida; Brassicales; Brassicaceae
Source: the annotation of a GenBank genome assembly
GCUCCGGUGACCUAAAAUCCUCCGACGAAACGGUUUCUCCUUGUCGUUUUCACUUUUCACGUCGUUCGUGGCAUCUUUAGGUCUUCGUUUGUUCUGCAUUGUACAGAUUCUCUUCCGAUCGACGAUUUAGCUUCCGGUAUAGCUUCUCCUCUCUUCUAUGGUCUUCUAAUCGUUGUUGCUUUUUGAUUUGAAGAAACUUUUGGGAAUAUCUCAGCAGGAUAACUUCUCUAUGUUGCAAUCGAAUAGUGCUGGUGGAGAAGAGAACCCUGUUUUUAAGUGGGGUGCUAAGAGAGGGGUGGGACGGAAAGAUAAUAAAGUCCGGUUCUAUGAAUCAUUUACCUAUGACGGCAUCGAGUACUGGCUUUUUGACUGUGCUUACUUUUACAUACAUGGUCAAUGUGAGACUUCAAUUGGAAAGCUUGUCAGCAUGUACGAGACAUCAGCAGGUGAGAAGAAAGUCAAGGUCAUUUGGUUUUUUCGACCUAUCGACAUCCAUCGCUUCUUGGGAGACUAUGAGCCACAAUGGGAUGAGUUGUUUCUGGCUUGUGGUGAUGAAAAAGGGGUUUCCAAUAUCAAUGAUGUGGAGACCAUCAUGGGGAAAUGCAAUGUUGUAUGCACAUCUGAUGACCGAAGAAACCCACGACCAGGAAGCAAUGAGUUGAGGAGAGCUAAUUAUGUCUUCUCCCGCACCUUCGAUACAAGGCUGAGAAUUAUAUCAGAAGACUUUGCAGAUGCUAUAGCUGGAAUUGGAGUGGGGAAACUCUUCAACAUGAGAAGAGAUAAACAGCCUGUAAAACGUCUAAACUCAAGCGCAGCUGCCAGUACUAGGGCAUCUCCAGUUAAAUCUUUGCGUCCAGAUUUGGGAUCAACAAAGUUAGGAAAAAAUGAUAACAGAGAUGGAAAGCUGAUGAGUAGAACAAGCUCAUUAAAGAAAGUCUCUUUUCUGGAGGACCGUGCUGGUCAUGUACAUGUGAAGAAGAACCCUCCUGUCAAUACUGAUACCACGUCAAGAGGUCCGAUACUCAAAACCAGAGCAUUUGGGGAGUUAUAUGCUUCAGGUUCAUCAGUUGAUGCUAAGCCUUCUAAAAAGAGGAAGCUUAUACUCAACACACCAGAAACAGAUGAUUCAGAUGAUCCAGGCCCUCAAUCAGGAGAGAAGAAAAUCAUUAAAAAUCCUUCUCUUAUAGAAAAAGCUCCUACUCAGAACAUCCCUUUUGAGGACGAACUAAAACCGGCUAUAGAAAAAGGUAGGGUGCUCUUAAUUGAGAACCUGGAACCAUCAUACACAUCGCUGGAGGUAGAGGAUCUUUGUAGGCAAGCUUUCAAAGAAGCAGUUGAUGCUAAGAUGAUCCCUUCAAGUCUCGUGUCUAGCCCACAUAGUGGCAGGGCUCUUGUGAUUUUUGGAACCACAAAAGCAGCUGAUUCUGCCAUGUCGCAGUUAACUGAAAAGUGCCUGAUGUUACCUGGCCAGAGACCUCUAUUGGGUAGCAAAAAGGUCCCACUCGAAAUUGGAAGAUGUAGAAGCUUUACUGGCCAUUUUAGCAUGAUGGAUAGAUCUCUGAUGACAACUCAGAAGAGAAAGGCCGUUUCAACAUCACACUGCACUCAGCCCAACCACAUUGUAGAACCUAUGGCCUAUGAGUGGUUCGCUCAACAGGCAAAGUCAGAAUCGAUGUGGAAGAAGUUAUUCGAGAUACAAGCCAAGGAGAUCGACAUCAUGAGGCACAAAAAUCAUCAAGGAACCAAAGGAAAGGGACAAUGUGCAUAAAACCACUUCUCUUAACAAACACAGAAGACCAGUCGUCGGUUUUGGUUAGUUUUUUGGAAUCUAGCUGAUGUAAAACCCCUUUUGUCUUUAGGUGGCAACUAGGCAAUAACCUUAUACACUCACU